UCAACGCACUACAUGCUCAACUCAGCCGAGACACAAAGACAGAAGUAGAUUUUUUUUUUUUUCCUGACUUUACUCAGUCCACAACACUCUCAGAUCAUCUUUUUAAGCACCCUGAGUGAUACUAUUUAAAACCCUGGAGAUGUUAGAAGAUGUUUAUAGCAAAAACAUUUGUUUUUUCAUGGCUGUGCUUUUGCCAUCUAGUUGGUGUGUUUGCUGAUACAGAUGCAGUGAAGUCAGUGACUGAAGGAGAUUCUGUCACUCUAAACAUUAGUCUCACUGAAACACAGAAAGCUGAUCAGAUACUGUGGAAGUUUGGAGCUGACAGGUCUCUCAUAGCUAAAAUCAACAGAGCGUUUAAUGAUAUGUACACAUAUAACGGUACUGAUGGGAGAUUCAGAGACAGACUGAAGCUGGACAAUCAGACUGGAUCUCUGAUCAUCACAAACACCAGAACCACAGACUCUGGACUUUAUGAAGUGUCCAUCAAAAACAGCAGCUCGGAGGCUAAGUGCAGAUUCAAUGUUACUGUCUAUGACUCGGCAUCUCUGACAGCGCUGACCUCUGCUGCUGCUGCUGCUGCUGCUGCUGGUGCUGGAUCUCUGUUGAUUGUAGCUGCAGUCGGAAUCUUCUGCAUCUACAAGAAAUACAGAAAAACUGAUCAAGAAGUUCAGACUCAUACAGAAGUGAUCACUUACGCUGAUUCAAAGUUCUACAAAAGAAACGCACAGAAAACGGAAGUCAAACAGGAGGAUGAGGUGGUGUACGCACGUGUCGUACGAAACGUUGAUCAAACUCUUUAAUGUUGUGGCGAUUACAGUCAUUUUACACGAAUGCUAGAAAGAUGGCUAUAGCAACGAAGCUGUUAAACAUGCACAAGUGCGUUUGCGUUUACAUGAUGCUUCAGAGAAGUGCUUUCCGCAAAAACCCAAUAAGCUUUUUUAAGUGCAUGUAAACAGGGUCACUAUUAAUAAAUAUAUUAAUAUUAACAGUGACCCUAUAAUAAAAAUAUUAAUAAUUGUAUUUAUUAAAAAAGAAAAAGAAAAGAAAAAUGUAGAAUGAAGCUCCCUUGGGUUAUUGUAGGCCGGUGGUUCUCAAACUUUUUGGACUAGUGCUCCGCAUCUAUUAUCCAGGACCCUUACUGCUCUAUUCAAAACAUGUAGGUUUGUCUUCCUUUAAAGCAUUGGUCUCAAACUCAGUUCCUGGAGGGCCACAGCUCUGCACAGUUUAGCUCCAACCCUAAUCAAACACACCUGAGCUAAUCAAGCUCUUCAGGAUUACUAGCUGCAUUAAACUCUGUGGAGCUGUGGCCCUGCAGGAAUUGAGUUUGAGACCUCUGCUUUAAAGAGAUAGUUAACCCAAAAACUAAAUUUUGCUGUUAAUUUACUCACCUUGAGGUCAUUCAAGAUGAAGGUGACACUUUUUUCUUCAGUUUUUAGUGAACUGAAUGAACCAGUUCAAUAAAUCGGACUGAACGAUCUGAAACGUAAUGAAAGUUUUUAUGGUUUCUAAUGGUUUAUGUAAAUAUGUGAGCUGAUGAAGACUAGUUUGCUCACUUUAAAUGCUUUAGACAUGUAAAACCUCAUCAUUAUUGGGUGUUAUAAUAAUAUAAUUGCGUGUAUGUUGCGUCAAUGCGUGAUUCUGUAAACAAACUAGUGAACUGAACCAGUUUAUUGAAAUGAAGUGUCUGAAAGAACCAGUCUGCAGAGAAAAAGAAUCAGAUUUCCCCAUUUACCUGAGUCUAUGGAUAAUAAACAUAAUAAUGUUGCAAAUAAUGUUCAGUUUCUUGCACAGACUGAUUUUUUCGCUUCAUAAGACCUCAAUGUAUCAUCAGGAGCCUCGGGUAUUCAUUUUGUGCUCCUUUCAUAAAUCACCAAGGAGCACGUUUUCAGCUAAAAAUCUUUGCUGUUCUGCUGAAGAAGAAAAAAAAGUCACGUACAACAUGGAUGGCCUGAGGGUGAGUAAAUUAACAGCAAAUUUCAUUUUUGAGUGAACUGUUCCUUUAAAUGCAUGUAAACUCUGAACAGCAAUAUUACAACUUUAUUCAAAUUUUUUUAUUUGUGUUGUAUGCAAUUUAGAUUUUUUUAAUGUAAUUUAGAGAAUUUUUUAUGAUAUGCUGAUUGUGAUCCUGGAUGUUAAUGUGUGUUCCAGUUAUACUAGAGGUCAAAGGGUCAAACAUAAUCAUAUAGAGAGAAAGUAUUAGACAUAAAUUAAAAAAUAACUCAUUUACAUGUAACAGACAUUUAUCUUAUAUGAACCUGUAUUGUUCUCAGCUGACGUUAAUCAGCCACUUCAUUUGUUCAAGCAGCUUAUUCUCUCAAAUCUCUGUGCAUUCAUAUCAAAGGUCAUUAUUUAAAAAGCUGACAGCCAUUCUGAGAGUCAAAUUAAAACCAUACAGAAAUUUUUAGCAAAAAAAUCUGCAGAAUGACAAUUUUGAUAUUAGCAGUAAACAGAUGAUAUUGCUAUGCUAUGUCUUUUUAUAGUAUUGCAAACAAAAAGGCUUCUCAUUUAAUACCUGAAAGGAGAUAUGGUUUUAUUUGUUUUGUCAGACAGCAUAUGCAUGAAAUUGUGUCUAUGCUGGACGUCUGUGAUAAUGUACAUUAGUGUGUGCAUGUCUUGAGCUGUGAACAGUGUGUUUCGUUCCACAAUUUGAAUUCCUCUCUAUGCAAAACUGUUUUACUACGAAAUAAAGUACACAAUCUAUGAAUGCUGAUGUUUGAGAAAAAAAGAUUAUUGUUUGAAUGUGAAAUAAUAUAAUAAACUAUAUGUAUGUGAAAUAUAAGACUGGUGUUCAGUAGAAUAUGCAUGUCUGUCAGACGUUGAUUUACAUACUAAUGCAGUGAUCCUGCAGAUAAGUGUUAGUUUUAGCAGAAAUUAUUUCCAGCUCUAGCGACACUUGGAAGUCCUCUCUGAGAAGUUUCCACUAUUCUCGAUAUCACACACAUCAGUUUUGUGAAGAACGUGUCAUGUUCGUCUGUCACCAUCGAGGACAAACAAGGUGAAUCGUUUUAGGAACAUAUGCACUGUCAUGAAAAUGAAAUGAAACAUCUUUGGCCUUUUCAUCAGGGAUAGGGAUAAAAAAAAUAAGAUAACUUUUAUAUUAGAAAGAU
Messenger RNA from Onychostoma macrolepis, 3107 nucleotides. RefSeq lists its product as uncharacterized. The record is from RefSeq and is a predicted model, not a curated record. Lineage: Eukaryota; Metazoa; Chordata; Actinopteri; Cypriniformes; Cyprinidae. The transcript has 5 exons. Bases 150 to 800 code for a protein of 216 amino acids.